Molecule: messenger RNA, 4359 nt
Organism: Hypomesus transpacificus
Lineage: Eukaryota; Metazoa; Chordata; Actinopteri; Osmeriformes; Osmeridae
Exons: 8
Coding region: 553-3588 (1011 amino acids)
Biological process (GO): regulation of transcription by RNA polymerase II; positive regulation of gene expression
Molecular function (GO): RNA polymerase II cis-regulatory region sequence-specific DNA binding; protein binding; DNA-binding transcription factor activity, RNA polymerase II-specific
Source: RefSeq, a predicted model, not a curated record
GCUGCGAGUGAUUGAACGGGUUAGGUUGUCAUUUAGUAACCAACAGAAGGUUACGAGUUAAAAAAUUUGGAUUAUUUGAUCAUCUGACUGGCCUUGCGCAGAGAGGAGAGACAAGAAAUGAGUCGGAUACCUCACAUGAGGGUAUUGUUGGGCUUUUUAUUAGACAAUUAUGUCUAUUUAAUCUUUCGUGUUUGAUUUGGGAGACACCAGUUCGCCUCACGCUAGGCUAGGUCGUCCAACUCGCGAUGCUGGGGAGAUAGCUGCAUCAUCAUGUUGUUUCGGACUCCGAGUUUCAGUGAAAUACAUCUGAAGUUACGCCAGAGCUUCUUUGGUAGGUGUUGUUCACCAUCCAUAGCUGUCAUCAGAUACACGUGGAGUUCAUGUCAGGACACUUGAGAACUUCAGGCCAAAGCAGCUCCCAGCGGUGACUUGUCGGCGGAGGUGACGGGGGUAGCCUCCAGAAAGAGGAUUCACUUUGUGCUGCCGGGUUUUGGGCGGCGGAAAAGACGGACACAAAUAGUAAAAGUUCCUUCGAUAGAGAGGCAAGUUAAAAUGGCCGGCGAUUGCACCUAUACUCAUUACAGGAAUGAUAAUACCCUCUGUCUGUCAAAAGCUUUGCCGGACCGGGCGCAAGACCUCAUGAUUGAGACUGACAACACUGGCGACUUGAUUGGGCGUGGGUCAAUGGCGUGUUCACCCAACUUUGAGAUCAUAGACGGGCUGCAGUACCGUAAGAAAUUGGAGCAAGGAUUCAUCCACUACCGGGAGGUUUUAGACCAGGACCGGCGGCACGGGGCAAUCUCCACCUUUCACCGGCGGCGGCCAGGCACACGCCACCUUUCCCUGGAGGAAACCUAUAAAGCCGUCGCCGAAAACUACUGGUGGGACGGGAUGUAUUUCCACAUCAGGGACCAUGUACUUGGGUGCUCAGAUUGCCAGAAUCAGCAGAGCCAGAGAACCAUGGAGUGUGGCAGCUUGAAAGGGAGUGUUUCCAAGACAAUGAUGUCACACAGCCAUGACAUUCUGAGUAAGCUGCGGAGCCAGCGAGAUGCAGGGCUCUUCUGUGACAUCACACUGAGGACAAACGGACAGUCUUACUCGGCCCACAAGGCAGUGUUGGCUGCGGUCAGCGAGUACUUCCAGGAAGUCUUUGCGGAAAUGGAUUCCACACCCAGCUUGAAGACUGACAUAGAUUUAACUGGUUUCAGGGAGGACAAUCUUGUGUCCCUGCUGGACUUCUCCUAUUCCUCCACUCUAAGCGUCCGUCCGGAGGACCUGCCAGAGGUCAGCACCAUGGCCCGACACCUGGGCAUGUGGCCCGCAGUCGAGGCCUGUUCCGCCCUGCAAAGGGAACAGAAGGGCACUCUCCAGCAACUCCAGACGCAGUUCCAGAAGGACAGGAAGAGGAUAAAGCUAGAACCUAGGGAGGGAGGGCUUCUUGGUGCUGGGAAGGAUGGCUUCAGGUGGACCCUGGACCAAUCCAAUGAGCCUUUGACAAACUUCCCCAGACGCUCGCCUCGCAUCCCCCAUAGUCAAGGCCCAGGACCCAUCAGUCUCCACAUGCCCCUCAGUCCCACAAACAGAAUGAAGCUCAUGGAUUUUAAAUCGCCCUCUAGUAAGAGGACCCGGCUCCCUCGAAAUACCCCCUCUUCACCCCACACACACACGCGUCUCCUGCGCUCCACCCCCGGAGCGGCCCAAGAGGUCCAGAGAUUGCUGCCCAGGCCCGAGAGCCCCAGACGGGGUCACAAGCGUUGCCCGUCCUUCAGCUCCAGACAGGAGCCCAAGACUAGUGUUCCCCUGGUCAGAGUCAAGGAGGAAGAGGAGGAACAGAGGGAGGAGGAGGAGGACCAUGUCCGUGUGUUGGAGAAGUAUCGCCUCAUGAAUGUUUUAGGGCUUCAAAGGACCUCCCUUCUGUCCUGUCAGGAGGAGCUGAUUGGUUGGAGACAGAAGAAACGCCUUCGCAAGUUAAAGGUCAACAACUACUCCCUGACCAAGCGGAGGAAACCAUGCCCACAGGUCCCUGGGCUUGCGUUCCGAAGUCUUCCCCUGUCCCUACCUCUAUGCAACGCUGUUAACACCCGCCUACUCAAACAAGUCAUUAAGACUGAGCCCAGUGAUCCCGUCAACAUGGAGAUAGGACUGAAAAGACCAAGGUCUGCCCCUAGACCUGUUCCACCCUCUGAUAGGAGCAUGCGCAGUAAAGUGCUGUUACCCAACCUGCGGCAUCCAAUUUCCAGGCAGCCCUUUGGUGGUCGGGAACUCAGGCGUUCUGUAAGAGGGAGCGACGGCGCUCCUUUUUCUGCCCAACCUCCACCUUGUCACGACAACGCUAAGCCUCUGAGGAGGAACGUUAUCAGGAUCAAACCGGAACCGUACGACUUUGCCAUCUCAGCACCGCCUCUCCCUGUACACAGUUGCCAUGGUCUCACACACAUGCGCCAACCUCCGCUUACUAGGACACACCCCGGGGACAGGGUCAACACCACGGGGACCGUCCGCUAUAACAGCGGUCGGCCAGUGGCAAAGACCAAGGUGAGGACGAUUAGAGGUAGAGAGCUUGGCAAGGCUCAGCGCCCCACCAAAGAAGAGUGUCUCAGGACGGACAGCAGACUUCUUCUGGAAUCGGGUCUAGAGGAAUCGCUUGGAGUUCUCGGAAAGAAGAGAGAUGCUGUGGCAGUCAGCGCAGAUCCAGACAUUGCCCCUGUCCCCCAUCUCUACACUCAUCCACUCUACCGGGCCAUCAAAGAGGAGCCAGUGGACCCCCUGCCGGUGGGGCUGCCCUUCUCCGAGCCUCCCUCUCCAGACCUGGGCAAGCGCCAGAGCAAGCCCCCUGUCAAGUUGCUUGACCCUGGCUUCCUCUUCAGCUUCUGCCGGCCCCCAGGGGGCCCGGUAGUGAAGAGGGAAGAGGAGAGUGUGGAUAUCUGCUUGACACGCUCAGUGUCACGGGGAGAGAGGUUUGGGGAUGGUGCGGGCCCAGUUAGGGUCCUGAGAGCAAGAGGACUUCCCCCAAACCCCACCUCAACUCAGGUUAAGAAGGAGAGAGUGGAGAGGAAAACGGGCCACGACAAAGGUCACAAACGGGGCACUCGCUCCUACCAUCACAAACACCAACCCCCCCUGCAACACAAGCUCUCUCGCCUGACUAAAAGCCCCCAGCAAAGCAAGUCCCCCACACAUGGCAGGCGCCCCCACGCAGUCAGCGCAGCAAGGUCAAAACCUGGGACCCCACGGGACAUACCAAAGAAGCGUAACAGGCCCCUCCCCGUGCAUGGCCGAAGCUCCGCCCUCCAGCAGUCGGUUCGCAGAGCGCGGCUGAAGCAGCUGAGAGGACUGAGGUCUGGGAGGGGUCAAGGGUGGGCCUCUGGGAGCUCCACCCCCAAGGCGCCUCACUCCUGCCUGGAGUGCCACUUCUCCUUCCGAGACUGUGAUGCCCUCCUCAUACACCGCAUCCGGCACAUUAAGGGCAAACACUGGCCCUGCCCUCUGUGCAGUAAGACCUUCUUCAGACAGAAGAAUGUAAGGAACCACAUUAGAACACAUGACCAGCGGUUGUAUCGCUGUCGCAGCUGCAUGGCAGCCUCCUGAGGCCUGCUCCAGGGUUCAGGGACCUGCAGGGGACUGAGGGAGAAGGUCUGAGACGACUGUAACAAUGAAGAGGGAUGGGCACAAUGUGAACAGAAGCUUGUUCAUACAAAUCAUCAUUGACACACGUGCACAUUCAAGCAUAAUGCUGUGUGCCUCUGUGAUGUAGUUACCGUGAUCCUGAUGACUAUGUACUAUAGUGAUGAUCGAUUGUUGAUGUUCUGUUAUUUAAGAUUAUAAUUUAAAGUUCUUGUUUGCGUUGCCGUAGCUACAGGUGAUACUCUCGAACGUUACACUCAGGGGGUGGGGGAACUGUGAUGUCAUUGUAUAAGAAUUAUUAUUAUUAUUACUUUUUUGUUAUAGUUUGUUGGGCAUUUCUUCUUUACUGGCAUAAUUACAUGGUAGAGUGACGGGAAAUGUAGGGGAGAGGACAUGCAGAAAUGGCCGGAAUCAAACCCAGGGCCCUGAGGUACGCGCUCUUAACCGGUGACCCACCGGCGUGUUCCGUUACUGCAUGAGAAAGACAUCACAGUUAAGCGCUCAUUAGAUGUCUUUGUAAUUGAAUGGAGAAUUAUGAUAAAUAUUAUUCCUUCUGCCAUUAUUGCUAUCGUUAUUUUUCUAUGUAUAGACAAAUCUUGAGUGCACUUAUUCCAUAGCUUUUGAUAAACCUAAGAGAGGUGGAAGAGGUGUAUAUGGAAGGUUCAAACAGAUAUCUAAGUUGGGAGUACUUGAAGCAGGUUGGAGAUGAUGUGAGUGGGUAUACUUGAAUGAUCA